AGGGUUUCUGCACUCGCUCACCCGCCAUCUGUUAGAGCUCUCUCUCUUCACUGCAGUUGGAGCGCCACCAGGGAGGUGGCUGCAGGAUGUGGAUCUGUUGAAGUGAGGUGCGUUGGGGACUGGCGGUGCCCACACCCUGGUCGAGUUGAUCCCCAAGUGACACGCUGCCAGCAGCUCAGGAGCACGCGUUCUGAUGGAGUUCAGGGCACAGGCAGUAAGAUUUGCAUCCCUUAAUGGCCUCUGAGAGUCCUAUCUGUUGCUUUCUCAGCCUCUGCGCGCCCCCCAUUUAGGCACCUCACGAUUGAGGAGUCUGGAUGGGAUGAGAAAUGAGUCUCUUUUUUUGGCAGCAUGCUACGUGCAGGGUGCUUGCUCACGCUCUUAACUUUUCCCAGUGAGAGAAAUCAUGGGUGGUGAAAAUCCCUCUGGCCAGUAGGAGCGUUACUUUGGGAGAAAGCGGUGUGUUGGAACUUAUCUGGAGAUCUGGACUUCCACGUGGGCCGUCUGGUCCAUGAGAGAUUGCCUACCACAGGGUUUUCAAAGGCUCCCUGAUCGCUGUGGAGAGGGGCUGAAGCUAGGUCACAGGCAACAACUGGGACUGAGUUCUCAAUUUCAAAUUAUAGACAACUCUCUGGUAAACACUUCUAACCACAUAGUUUCAAGUCACAACUCGAAGUGAGCAUCCUGCCAAGAAGACUGUUUCUCACCACAAGUUGCAGUGUGGUCUCAGCAUCUUCUCCCCUUGUGGUGGGUACACAGGAAGGACUUAACACACGCUCAGCCGUAGGUCGAAAUUGAUUGGACGUUUCUUGUCUCAGUUUUAAAUUGGGAGCUCAAGACAUGCCUAAAAUUUUCACAUGAAGCAGGACGUUCCUUCUCUGACCAGGAACCUUUAUAAGUUGAAGGCUUCAGAUUCAUUUCUGUGCUAAAUGAAAAGUCCUAAUUAUAUGAUGGGGUUGAUCUGAGAUCGGUGGGCUCAUCACAACCUGGAGAUGAAUGAAUCCCACAAUUAUAAAUUUAAACUCAGAAAUCAUGCUACUUCUAUACCAGGACAAAAGAAAAGACCUACAUUGAUCACAAACACAUCUGGGGAAAACCCAUCUCCAUUUUUGCUUGCCCGGUCCAUUGCUCUAGCUAUGGGAAUCCGUUUCAUUGUGAUGGUGACCAUAUGCAGUGCCAUGAUCAUAAACUCAUUAUUCAAUCAAGCAGCUCCAGUUUUUGUGAACGAAACUUACUGUGGCCCAUGUCCUCAAAACUGGAUAUGUUAUAGAAACAACUGCUACCAAUUUUUUAGUGAGAGAAAAAGUUGGCUUCAGAGCCAAGCUUCUUGUAUGUCCCAAAAUUCCAGUCUCCUGAAGAUAUAUAGCAAAGAAGAACAGGAUUUCCUUAAACUGGUGAAGUCCUAUCAUUGGAUGGGACUCGUACAAAAUCCAGCAGAUGGAUCCUGGCAGUGGGAAGAUGGCUCCAUUCUCUCUCCCAAUCAACUAACCUUGGUUAAAAUGGAGAAUGGAACCUGUGCGGUUUACGGCUCCAAUUUUAAAGGUUACACAGAAGACUGUUUGACUCCAAACACAUACAUCUGCAUGCGGAGGAUUGUGUGAAGACUUUAUUGUUUAUAAAAUAUAAAGAAUUCAAAAGCAAAAAUGCCAUUUUCUGAGUGUUCACCAUGAAGAAAACAUCUAGAAGAAAAUUUCACCAAUAUUGAUGUAUUUUUAUCUGACAUGCCGUAAACCCUAAUCAGCAGCAAAUAAGGUCUAACAAUUAAAGACUUUAUCUUCUAUAACAUGUUUUGUAUAAUUUUCAAGUAAUUGAAUGGUGAACAAAUUCAUUCUUAAGUUUAAUAAAUUGUUGAUAAUACCUACCAUUGA
Molecule: messenger RNA, 1865 nt
Organism: Artibeus jamaicensis (Jamaican fruit-eating bat)
Lineage: Eukaryota; Metazoa; Chordata; Mammalia; Chiroptera; Phyllostomidae
Product: NKG2-D type II integral membrane protein-like
Exons: 11
Coding region: 990-1598 (202 amino acids)
Biological process (GO): positive regulation of natural killer cell mediated cytotoxicity
Cellular component (GO): external side of plasma membrane
Molecular function (GO): signaling receptor activity
Source: RefSeq, a predicted model, not a curated record